This is a messenger RNA of Meloidogyne enterolobii, 906 nucleotides long. The record is from the annotation of a GenBank genome assembly. Lineage: Eukaryota; Metazoa; Nematoda; Chromadorea; Rhabditida; Meloidogynidae.
AUGAUAUUUAAAGAAUUAUUUCUUAAUGGAUAUAAAGGUGUCGAAAAAAUAAACGAUGAUAGCAUUUUAAAAGAAUCAAAAAUCAGGAAGGGUAUUUCUUCAGAUGAGUUUAAAAAUGUAAAACAUCUGACUGAAAUCAAAGAAUUUUUAUUAGAGUUGGCUACGGAAUUGGAAAAAAUAAUUAAUAGUCUUUAUUUAGAACUUGAUUAUAAAAAAAGAUCAGGAAAAGUAGAUCCUAAUACGGCUCUAAAAACGGGAAGCAAAUUAAUGUCUGAAAUAUUAAAAAAAUUUGGUAGUGAAAUUGAAGAGAUUGAAGAAAAGGAAAUUGAAAAGAUUGAAGAAAAGGAAAAUGACCCGCUUACGUUGUCAGUCUCACCUGAGAUAAUAGCAAAGAAAGAAAAAAACAUCCCGCUAGUUCCUAAAUUGUCAGACUCACCUGAGAUGAUAGGAAAGAAAAAGAUCAAAAGAGAGCGAGGUGUUGGAACCCCUGUACCUUCUCCAAGAGGCGUUCAAAAGAAAGUAAAAACUAUUAUAAAUAUUACACCGAGUAAAUCAACCCAUAAGAAGAAUGGUGAUCAGGCUGUUACUUCGCCAAGUGUUCCAAAAAAGAAGAAAAAAGUACAAUUCGCUCUCCCUCCAGAGACUAAACCAUAAAAUCACUCAAAUUUUGAAAUACAUAUUUAAGCAGGGGUUCGUCGUAAUUAAAUUUUAACGAUUUAAAAUUACUGAAAAUGAAACUUGUAAAUUAGGAUUAGGAUGUUUUCGAUUCGGCGUAACCCUUGUUUUAAUUUGUAAAAUUGUGUAAAGAGAAAAAAGAAUUGAAGGAAAUUUAUACCUUCUCCAAGAGGCGAUCAAAAGAAACCUAUGUAACAAAAAGAUAAAAGAAAAUUUUCUUCCUUUUUGAUA